Molecule: messenger RNA, 1608 nt
Organism: Closterium sp. NIES-65
Lineage: Eukaryota; Viridiplantae; Streptophyta; Zygnematophyceae; Desmidiales; Closteriaceae
Source: the annotation of a GenBank genome assembly
AUGGCGGACGACGGGCCGCUGGGCGUGGCGGGCGCGUAUGACGACGCGCUGAUGGCGUCGGCGGCGGACCGCCAGUCGCACUGGGGCUUCCACGAGACCAAGGAGCUGAUCGCGCUGCGCGGCGAGAUGGAGCGCGAUUUCGUGCCGGGGCGCACGAGCAACCACGUGUGGGAGACCAUCUCGUCGCGCAUGAAGGAGAAAGGGUACCGCCGCACGCCCAACCAAUGCAAGUGCAAGUGGAAAGUGCUCGUCAACCGCUACAAGGUACCCGCCGCGCAACGCCCGCCGCAUUACGGAAACAAGGAGCUCUCGGCGGACGGCUCACGCUCGUGCCCGUUCUUCGAUGAGCUGGACGCGAUUUUCAAGCAGCGCGCGCGAAACAUGGACCGCCUGCUCGUGCAGGCGGAGGGCGGCGGCACGCCCGGCGGAAUCGGCGCCAGCGGCGGCAUCGGCAGCGGAUUCUCCGCAGGAGGCGGCGGGGCCGGAGCAGUCGGAGGCGCCCUGGGCAUGCGCGGAAGCUUCGGCGGGGGGUUGGGCGCGCGGGGGGGCGCGGGGGGCGUGGGAGGGGGCUUGCUCACCCGGCGGGCGCGAGACGAGGAAGAGGAGGAGGAGGAGGACGAGGAGGAGGGGGAGGACGAGUUAGAGGGCGAGUUGAACGUGCUGCGCAACAAGAGGCGCAAGCGCGACUUCAACGCUGGCGCGCGCAAGGCCGCCACAGGGGCCUACGGCGCGGGCUCCCCUGGCAUGGGGAAGGGCGCGUCCGCUGGCGCAGGGGGCAGCGCGGGCGGAGACGCGCAGCGCGCGGGGAGCAUGCAGGAGGUGCUGGAGCAGUUCUUCGUGCAGCAGCUGCGCCUGGAGCAGGAGUGGCGCGAGGCCAUUGAGCGGCGCGAGGCGGAGCGCAGGGUGAGGGAGGGCGAGUGGCGCAGCAGGCUGGAGGCGCUGGAGAGGGAUCGCGCGCAGCGAGAGUCCAUGUGGCGGCAGGUGGGUUGGGGAAGAGCGGGGGGGCAGGUGAGUGUUGAAGGGGGAGGUCAGGUGGUUGUGGUGGGGGGUGCGUGGAAAGGUUUCUACGGCAAGCCCUUCGCUCUCAGAGGGAGUCAAUGUGGUGCCAGGUGGGUGUGGGGGCAGGUGAGUCCAUUUUCGUCCCUCCUACUGACCCCCUUCAUAACAAGCAUUCAUCUGCCUUCCACCAUGUGGUCGCGUGCGUGCAUUCCUGCGUGUAUGUGGGUGCAGAUGGAGGCGGAGAGGGCAGCAAGAGAGGACGAGAGAGCAGCACGCAGGGACCAACUCAUCAUCGCUCUCAUUACCAAGCUCUCUGCCCCGCCUGCUCCACCCCCUGCUGCCAAUGGUACCGUUGCUGCUGACCAAGCUGUUGCUGCUGCUGCUGCUGCCCCUGAUUCAGCAGCGCCAGCCACGGUGCACAAGCUGGGGGCUGCAGUGGGUGGGACCAUCGCUGCUGCUGAGGCUGCAGCUGCUGAUGUCAUUGGCACUGCUGCUGCGGGUGGUGGUGGUGCUGGUAGUGUGGGAGGUGGAGGUGGGGAGAAGGAUGGGGUGGGGGCUGUGCAAGCAGAUGCUGCCGUGGUUGGAGUGCAGGAGCCUAUUGCAGUGUAG